AAUGUUAGAUUACAACAUAGGAAAAAGAUGUCAAUACUCUAUAUGUAGACAAAAGGAUUUUCUUCCAUAUUCUUGUUCUCUAUGUAAUAACGAAUUUUGCAAAGAACAUCGUACACCAGAAGCUCAUGAAUGCACAAAAUUAUCAAUUAAAAAAUAGGUCUUAAAAUGUCCAAUUUGUGAAAAGGGAAUUAGUUAUACCUCAGAUUAAAAUGAAAAUAUGAUAUGGGAAGAGCAUUUCUAAAAGGAUUGCCCCUAGCAACCUAAAGAGAAAAAGUUUUGCCCAAUCUGUAAAAAUAAAUUAACAGAUCUUAAUAGAGUCUAAUGUAAAGAUUGUGGCAUGGAAAUUUGUCUCAAACAUAGACAAAGAGAAGAUCAUAGAUGUCCUACUUUGAAAAAGAUUGAAGAUCAAUAAAAUUAGAAUAUCCCAUAGCCGUAAAUAUAGUAAGUCAGUAAUGAACCAAGUUUUUAAUAAUUAUUAGACUAAUAGAAAUUAAAAUAAUAAUAAAUAUAAAAAUAAUACUAACCUGAAUUAUGCCCAGUUUGUGGGAUGAACUUUCCUUACAUCAUGCAAGUUAUUCGUCAUGUAGAAAUGCAUCAUUCUUGA
This is a messenger RNA of Paramecium pentaurelia, 604 nucleotides long. The record is from the annotation of a GenBank genome assembly. NCBI's taxonomy places the organism in Eukaryota, Ciliophora, Oligohymenophorea, Peniculida, Parameciidae.